AGACAGAUCUCUCCCCUGUCAGCUCCUGCACACUGCUUUGUAGGUCAGUGUGCAUACGGUGAAGCACACACACAGCUCACAUUGUUUAAAAAGCACACAGCACAUAGUUAACCCUUUGUCCCUAACACACAGUUAACCCUUUGAUCUCCCAGAUGUUAACCCCUUCCUGCCCAGGGUCAUUAAUACAGUGUCAGUGCUUUUUAUUAGCACUGAUCACUGUAUUAGUGUCAGUGGAGAUGUCAGUGGCAAUUAGUCAGUUCCCACCCAGUGUCAGAAUG
Staurois parvus is the source of this 278-nucleotide messenger RNA. The record is from the annotation of a GenBank genome assembly. Lineage: Eukaryota; Metazoa; Chordata; Amphibia; Anura; Ranidae.